Serendipita indica DSM 11827 is the source of this 4044-nucleotide messenger RNA. NCBI's taxonomy places the organism in Eukaryota, Fungi, Basidiomycota, Agaricomycetes, Sebacinales, Serendipitaceae. The record is from the annotation of a GenBank genome assembly.
AUGUCCCAAAACUCGAUCCGCAGCCGGAGUAUCAGCACUGCGAAAACUGAGAGCAAUGCGUCAAGCAUCGUCAAUAAUAGCCGUGACCAAGACGCAUCUCGAUCCCUACCCGACGAUCGUCUCGAAUCCUCAAUAUUCCUCUUGUCGCCCUCCUUCUCCAAAAGAGAGCUCCUGCUUUUGAUCAUCCCAGCAACUCUUGUCGCCCUUGUAGCGGCGGCGAUUCCUCCUCUCAUGACCACCGUCAUUGGCGACCUCUACCGGGUAUUUGCAACCUACCAGGCAAUCCCGGUCCCGAGCCCAAGUGAUACGAGCCGCUUGAUGGGUGGUGUUAUAAAAGCUACCGUCAAGCUAUGUAUCAUGAGUGGCGUGGCGCUCCUCCUAAGCGGGCUAAUGGGUUCGCUUUGGUCCUGGCUCGGGGAGAAGAACCUAAUGUACCUACGCAAAUGUGUCUAUAAUAUUCUUCUAUCACGGGAGAUGGCAUGGUUCGAGACGAAGUCGAGUCAGAGCAAGCCAGAUGAACCCUCGAUUGGUGCUGGAAGUCUCGUGACUAUCUUCUCAUCUUGCACCGAGGAUAUACGCGCGGCAACAGGGAUGAAUAUGGGCUUGUGCAUCCAACACUCCGUGACCAUUAUUAUAGCGGUGAUCAUGGCGUUUCGCUGCGCACCUUCACUCGCCGCAGUCACCCUCAGCACCGUCCCAGUGGUCAUCGUCUUAUUCCAUAUAGGCGAGAUGGUAUCUAUUCCCCUCCAAAAACUGGAGCGCGCCCGAAGCUCAAAAGUAUCCAACAUCAUAGAAUGUGCUAUCAAGGCGAUAGUGACCAUCAAAUGCUUCAACGCCCAAACCCUGGAGACUUCCCGUGCCGUCUUCGCCCUAGAUUCAGCACUAUCCGCCAGCAAGCGACUCUCCAGCUGGUGGGCGGGCAUAUUGGGAUUCAGCCAGUUUCUCAAUCUCUCCAUUUUUGUUCAAGGAUUCUGGUUCGGCACCAUGCAAGUCACGGCUGGCAAGCUCACCGCAGCGGAGGUCCUUGCGGUGUUCUGGGCAUGUCUUAUUGCCACGACGACGUUACCUCACUUAUCCAAGUGUAUCUCUGUCCACAUGCGGGCGAGAGUAUCCAUGGAUGACCUGGUCAAGCUCGUCAACCGGACAUCCACCAGCCCAGAUCUAAACACGACAGGCAAUUCAUCGCCUCAGUCAAGCGUCCAAGAGAAACAUACUGGAUUAAACGGUGCAUCUACUUCUUCUCGGCCAGUUCUGCAGACGAUAGCUCUCCCUUCCUCAUUCUCCGGCGCGUUCAAGUUCACGAACGUUACCUUUCACUACCCAAGCAGACCCGACAUCCCUGUUCUUUCCAACGUGUCGCUCUCCAUCAUACCAGGAGAGAUGACUUUUAUUGUUGGUAGAUCUGGGUCCGGAAAGUCGACAGUCGCCCAUCUUCUUUUACGCCUAUACGAGCCUCAGCAAGGAUCAAUCGAGAUGGGCAACAUGUCGUAUAGGCACCUCGACGAACACUGGACACGCUCCCAUAUUGGCAUCGUUAGCCAGCAUUGCAUUCUGUUCGAUGGGAGUAUUCACGAUAAUAUUGCGCUUGGAGUUGCUGGUGGAAGUCAUGGCCGUCGGCCAGAAGAGGUCACUCGAGACGAGGUCAUCGCCGCUUGUAAACUCGCAGCAAUACACGAGUUCAUUGAUGGCCUUGCAGACGGAUACGAUACAUUGCUUGGCAAUGAAGGAACUGCUCUUUCUGGGGGUCAAAAGCAAAGAUUAUGCAUUGCUCGUGCGCAUGUACGAGAUCCAGAAGUACUUAUCCUUGACGAGGCCACGUCUGCUCUAGACGCCACCUCUCGUCUUCUUGUCUUCUCACAGAUUAGAAGAUGGCGCCAGAACAAGACUACGAUUGUCAUCACACAUUAUCUCUCCCAAAUAAACCCAGAUGAUUAUGUUCAUGUGUUGAGAGAUGGUAUACUCGUGGAACAUGGACGCCGAAUAGACCUAGAAUCACAAAUGGAUGGAGGGUUUCAUCAAACAUUGCGUGUGCAGAACUCACGGGCCGAAAUCACUUCAAGUAAUGACAAAUCUACUGACCGAAACCCUUCCGCAUCACCUGCACGAGAAAGCAACAAAGGAGAAAGUCGAAGACGAGACGACAGCGUCCCAGAACCAAUGCCGAGAAAUACAUCGUUCUACCCCCUACUCUCUACCUACUGGCCGACUCUCCCUAGUAAACCACUCUAUAUCCUUGGUCUAGUCACCUCCAUUUUGUCCGGAGUAUGCAUUCCCGCAUUCGGCUUUGUCCUUUCCCGUCUAGUGACCCUUACGACCUCGCACAACGACUCUCAUACCGUGUCAUCAGCGAAUGAAUACGGUCUGUACGUCCUAUCCUUAGCAAUUCUGCAUGGUAUCCUCUUUGGAGUCAAAGAGCUAACGAUCGCGUGGACUACCAAAACUUGGAAGCGAGACGUUCGAGCGCGUGCGUUUGAAGGGAUCAUGAAGCAAGAUAUGGCGUGGUUUGACCUACCCUGUAACUCUGCGUUUCGCUUGUUGCAGGUUAUCACACAGGAUGUUGAUGACGGGUGUUUGCUCUUCGCCCUCGUCAUUCCACAAUGUACCACGGCCGUCACGAUGGUCAGCACCGGCCUCAUCUGGGCUAUGGUUGUCGGAUGGCAGCUGACGCUCCUCGGCAUUACUCUCGCCUUGGCUUAUCUUGGGCUGAGCGCGUUCCAUAAUCGACUUUCUGCGGGAAUCGUCAAGGCGAAGAAGGAAGCGCGUGAAGAAGUAAGCAAGGAUUACUACGACAUGGUCCUCAAUAUUCGAGCUAUCCGCUCCAUGAGCCUUGAAUCCAUCUUUCGUGCCAAGUUUCUUCAGAGCGUCGAAAACGCAAAGAGUGCGGGGACGAACAGUGCCUUUUUCGAAGGACUGGGCUGCGCCAUUGUCAAUACGCUCACUUUCCUUACACAAGGUCUAUUCUAUUACGUCGGUGCACGCUUUAUGACGAUGGGAUUCUACACCUUCGAGCACAUGGUCGAGGUUCUCAACUUGGUGGCUUUCUCUUUGAUUAUCGCAGCCCAGAUGAUGCAGUUCACAUCACGGUUUAGUGAGUCGCUUCAAGCACUCCGAAGUUUCAAGCCACUUCUCGAGCUCAAGCACUCUGAUUCCCACGAAUCCCAAGGAUCUGACCAUUGGCACAUCCAGGGUCCGAUCCAGUUUCACAACGUGUCAUUUGCCUAUCCCUUGCGACCAAACGUUCAAGUCGUCAAUCAACUUUCCUUCACAAUCAACCCAACGGAAUGUGUUGCCAUCGUUGGUGCUUCUGGCAGCGGCAAAUCUACCAUCGCCGCACUUUUGGAGCGCUUGUACGAGCCCACCUCUGGCUUCAUUAGCAUCAACGGUCGAUCGAUCCAGUAUGCCGACCUUGCGUGGCUUCGCAAUCAAAUGACCAUUGUCACCCAGCAGCCACACCUCUUUGACGCGCCAAUCCACGAAAACAUUGGGUACGAUGGCUCGCACGUUUACCCUCGCAAGGAGGUUAAGUGGGCCGCUAAAGAAGCAAACAUACACGAGUUUGUCAUGUCGCUUCCUGAUGGCUAUGACACUAUUGUCGGAGAGAAUGCGGGGGCAAUCUCUGGUGGCCAAGCCCAACGAAUUGCCUUUUCCCGCGCAAUCUUGCGCAAAACUGGUAUUCUCAUUCUUGACGAGUGUACAUCCGCACUUGACGCUCAUAAUCAGCGGAAAGUGAUGGAGGCGCUUCGCAAGGCAAAUGACGCACGUACCACGAUUAUGAUCACGCACGACCUCUCGACGAUUCGAAUGGCAGAUCGUAUCAUUGUACUCAAAGACGGAUAUGUUGCCGAGGAAGGUACUUACGAGCAGCUGGUGGAGAAACAAGGCGCAUUCUACAAGUUAAUUUCCGUGGGCGACUGGCAGGCACCGAAUGACUCAACAAGCCUCGCGGAAGUGACGUCCAUCAGAUCUCUCGCUGUUGAGAGCGAAGGGGCGACUCGAUUUGUCUAUGUUCACAUAGUCAUAUUCGUGUGGUUGGCUCAGACUUGA